GAAUAACCAAACGCAGCCUAAGGGCUUUCCUUUUCCUUUUUCCUCCUCCGCUGGGGGUGUAACGAGAACAGAAUCCGAUAAUCGGACCCGAAAAUGGCGUUGCAGACUGGGGUUUCGGCCUCCAAAGUCCUGAUCUUAGUCGGAGCAGGUUUGACUGGUUCAGUUGUUUUGAGAAGUGGACGAUUGUCUGAUCUCAUUUUCCAACUUCAGGAAUUGCUAAAGGGCGUGAAUGAAGUUGAGAUCUCACCUCAAAAGUAUGACACUGCACUUCUUGCAGCACAGAUUCGACAAUUGGCACAAGAGAUCAGGGAGUUGACUGUAUCCAAUCCUGUAACCUUUUUCAAUGGAAAUUCUGGCUCCAGUGGGAGUUAUGCUUCUUACAUAAUGCCAGCUGCUGCGCUUGGAGCAAUGGGAUAUUGUUACAUGUGGUGGAAGGGGUUGUCAUUCUCUGAUGUUAUGUUUGUAACCAAGCAUAAUAUGGCAAAUGCUGUUGCAACUGUGUCAAAACAGUUAGAUCAUGUAUCUGAAGCAGUGGUGUCAACUAAGCGGCAUCUAUCUAAAAGGCUGGAAAACUUGGACUGGAAGCUGGAGGAGCAGAAGGAAACAUCUAAGCUUAUUGCAAAUGAUGUGCAUGAGGUGAAGUCAGAUCUUUCUCAAAUUGGGUUUGAUGUUGAAAUGAUCCAACAAAUGGUUUCUGGUUUGGAAGGAAAGCUUGAACUUCUUGAAAGCAAGCAGGAUAUGACUAAUUCUGGUCUCUGGUAUCUAUGCCAAGCAGCUGCUGGAGGCAUUAAAGAUGGACUAAAUGCUAAACUUUUUCAGGAUGUUGGUGAUAGAAUACUGGACCAUUCAGCAGUGACGUACGAGGAGAACUCACUCAAGGGGCUCCAAUUCAUUGCCGAUACAAAUGAGUCAAGCACAAUAAAGAAAUCUGGAAUAAGUAGCAAGGAAACUAAUCCUAAUGAUGGUCCUGUCAAAAAGAUGUCGACUGUGAAAACAAGAAUACAUAGGGCUUAUCCUGUUGGGAUUUCUUUGACGCCCGGAAAUCAUGGGUUCUGAGUUGUGAUUUUUAUUUCAUAUAUGAUUGGGUUUGUGAGUAAUCUCCUUCCCAUUGAUUCCAACAAUGUGCACAGUUCUUUCUGACCAGUUGAGCCUGGUGACAUUAGUAUUUGUUUGAGGGCUGCUUUGAUUUACUUCCCCUCUUUCGUGAAGAGAAAUAUGUGAUCAUUUGAUACAUUUUGUUGUAACUAUAGUAUUCAAUACAAAAUGUACUUGACAUUCUAAUGAAAACUUGUUUGAAGUUCUGUGGUGAUGA
Messenger RNA from Vitis riparia (riverbank grape), 1312 nucleotides. RefSeq lists its product as uncharacterized. NCBI's taxonomy places the organism in Eukaryota, Viridiplantae, Streptophyta, Magnoliopsida, Vitales, Vitaceae. The coding region runs from base 94 to 1056 and encodes 320 amino acids. The transcript has 11 exons. The record is from RefSeq and is a predicted model, not a curated record.